This is a messenger RNA of Pelobates cultripes (western spadefoot toad), 1096 nucleotides long. NCBI's taxonomy places the organism in Eukaryota, Metazoa, Chordata, Amphibia, Anura, Pelobatidae. The record is from the annotation of a GenBank genome assembly.
AUGCCAAAGGUGCUAGAUAUGCUGAAAUCAUUAGUCAUGCCAAAGGUGCCAGUCAUACAGAAGGAGUCAAUUAUGUCAAAGGCAUCACUCAUGCAGAAAGCAACAGCCAUGCGGAAAAGAUUUGUCAUAGAGACAUCACCAGUCAUGCCAACUGUGCCAGUCCUGCAAAAUGUGCUAGUUAUGGAGAAGGCAUCAGCCAUUCUGAAGGCACCAGUCAUGCAGAAGGUGCCAGUCAUACAGAAAGGGCCAGUAAUCUCAAAAUGUGCCUAUCUUGCCAAAGGCAUCAAUCACGCAGAAAACAAUAAUCAUGUAAAAGGCUCCCGUCAUACAGAAGCAGUCUGUCAUGCAAGAAGGACCAAUCAUGGAGAAAUCACCAGUCAUGCCAAAGGCUCCAGUCAUCUCACAGAUGCCAGUCAUGCAAAAGGUGCCAAUCAAACCAAAAACACCAAUCAUGCAGAAAGGAGUCAAUUAUGUCAAAGGCAUCACUCAUGCAGAAAGCAACAGUCAUGCUGAAAGGAUUUGUCAUAGAGACUUCACCAGUCAUGUCAAAGGUACUAGUCGUGCAAAAUGUGCUAGUCACGGAGAAGGCAUCGGCCAUGGCACCAGUCAUGAAGAAGGUGCCAGUCAUACAGAAAGGGCCAGUAAUCUCAAAGAUAGCAGUCAUGCAAAAGCAAAAUGUCCCUAUCUUGCCAAAGGCAACAAUCAUGCAGAAGGCUUCCAUCAUACGAAAGGAGCCAGUCAUGCCAGAAGGAUCAAUCAUGAAGAAAUCACUAGUCAUGCCAAAGGCUUCAGUCAUCUCAAAAAUACCAGUCUUGCAAAAGAUGCCAAAAACAUCAAUCAUGCAGAAAGUGACAGUCAUGCAGAAGGCCUCAGUCUUGCCCAAGGCAUCUAUCGUGCAGGAAGGGCCAGUCAUGUUAAAGACACCAAGCAUAGAAAAGGUACAAGUCAUCUCAGUCUAACACUAGGGAUCAGUCAUGGGGAAAUUACCAGUUAUGACAAAGGAGCCAGUCAUGCAGAAGGCAUCAGCCUUGCCAAAAACAUCUGUCAUGCAGAAAGAAAGUCAUGCAAAAGGUGUCGGUCAUGGAGAAACAAUUAG